AUGUCAUCUGAGCUUCCGGAGUUACCGAUCUCGGACGGAGCACAUCUCAAGGAGCUAGCUCUCUGGGGAGCACGCACGAAAGGUGGUAAUGGCCUUGAUCACGGGUACUGGCAGCCCUGGGGGCCACCCUUCGACUUCCAAGAAGUUGCACGCGCUGAGAAGGAUGCCCUGGGAACGUUCGCCCAGUGGAUGACGAAGCAGCUCAGGAGCCACCGGGAUGCUGUCGCACGACUUGCUGCAGCCCACGUCCAGCUGCAGGAGAGUCUCAGUGCAGACAUAGUGGACGGUAAGGCAAACUUUGCCUCUGCCGUCGCCAUGUUGACUGAGAUGCCUCAACGGAUGGAGGCUGCGGAGGCUCGCACGCAGACUCUGGAAUACCGAGUGGACCGAUUGAACGGUGAGUUGCUGAAUCCGCAGCCGACAAAGGCAUGCAGCUUGCCGAGACCGGCGCCGAGCAUUUCUGACAAGCCCACAGAUGAGGCAGUAAAGGAGUGCAGGGAAGCAGUGGGCCUCAUGUUGACCAUGCAGCAGAACAUGAAGCAGGAGCUCUCGACGAUUGAGGAAAACAUGAACAUGAGGUUGAGUGACUUUGAAGCGGCCCUGCAUGCUGCUGCGAAUGCCAACCAUGAUGCCGUACACACCCUUUUCGCAUCGCGCAGUCAAGAAUUGGAGGCCUUGUAUGCGCGAAGUGCCGCAUGUGAGGAAGGGCUACAAGAUUUGCAGACGGAGUCGUCGCGCUUUGCAGAGUGGAAGGAAGGUGCCUCUUCCGACCUGGUCCAGCUCGCGCAGCGAUUGGCAGAGGCGGAGACGGAUGCCCGGAUGAUCCACUCAGGGCUCGAGGAGUUGGCCACAAGCAUAGCGGCAAAGCCAGACCCAGGGGAGGCGCCCAAAGCCAAAAGAGCAGCAUCAAAGCUUUCCAUGGCGUCGGCCGUGGGUGCCCAAGCUCCAGCAUCAGAUGAGGCUGUUCAAAAGGCACAGGAAGCUGCCGAAAAGGCAUUGGAUGUUGCGAAGCAGGCGAUGCUCAUUGCCGAGGAGAUCCGGAUACAAGUUUCGGGCACGCACAAGGCAGGAGAUGUGUCGUGCGUACCGAAGCCAGCAGGAAGUUGGCCUUGUCGAGCCCGGGUGCGCAAAGGCUGCUUGCCAUAUCUCCCUCCAUCUUCGCUGGCCCAUGAGCACAAGCAGCAGGUGCCUGCGGCACCUCUAGACCCUGAUCGCCAGCUGAUAGACAUGCUGGACGACCAGUCGCCCAGUAGCAACGAGGACUCCUACAUCAGAGACGAUACAGACAACGAGCCUUUGCAACGAAAGCAAGAUAAAGGUCAAGCCAGCUUGGCGAUGGUGCUGCUGCAGGGAGCUGUGGAAGCUGAUGGCUCUUGGCAAAAGGAAUCGCAGGACAAAGAACGCUUCCUUCCUCCCACCGGGGGUUGCUUUCGACAUCAGAGUCCUCACAGUCGACUCGGUUCCAGAAACACUCGGCCUUUGACGGCAGAAAGACCUCGAGUAGUGCAUGCAGGAGGUGUCGUUCGACCCUCGACCGCCGGACAUGUGUGA
This is a messenger RNA of Symbiodinium natans, 1551 nucleotides long. Lineage: Eukaryota; Dinophyceae; Suessiales; Symbiodiniaceae. The record is from the annotation of a GenBank genome assembly.